This is a messenger RNA of Lecanosticta acicola, 1739 nucleotides long. NCBI's taxonomy places the organism in Eukaryota, Fungi, Ascomycota, Dothideomycetes, Mycosphaerellales, Mycosphaerellaceae. The record is from the annotation of a GenBank genome assembly.
AUGUCUCUCGACGAGGAACGCGCUGUUCCAGCUGAGGAUCUGGAAAAGGAUGUCGCGGUCCGCUCGGGUUCUGUACCGGAGAAGGUGCUCCAACACUCCCACGAUGCGGACGAAGCGAUGAAGGCCUUCCGAGGGGACGAGGGGCAAGUCAUCCACCUCGACGACGCGACCAACCGACGACUGCUCCGGCGAAUCGAUUGGAAUCUGAUGCCGAUUAUGUGUGUGGUGUAUGGACUACAGUUCCUUGACAAGACGACGUUGGGUUAUGCGAGUAUCAUGGGGUUGAAGACGGACAUUGGGUUGGUGGGGGAUGAAUACCAAUGUGGGAUACAUUCUUCCUGGCAGAUGGUUGAUCUACCGUGCUGAUGAAGACGACUACAGGGCUUGGGUCGGUGUUCUACUUUGGCUACUUGGCUUUCGAAUACCCCACCAACCGCCUCUUGCAAUUGCUUCCUUUGGGGAAAUACUCUGCCACCUGCAUCAUUAUCUGGGGCGCUGUUCUGGCUUGCUUCGCUGCAGUGAAGAAUUACGGCGGCGCCAUUGCCGUGCGCUUCUUCCUCGGAAUGACAGAAUCCGCCGUGACGCCUGGCUUCGCGCUCAUCACCUCGCAAUGGUACACGAAGGCCGAGCAGGGCAUGCGCGUCGGUCUGUGGUUCAGUUUCAACGGCUUCGCGCAGAUCGUAGGAGGACUCAUAGCUUACGGCAUCGCGGUUGGAACCGACCGACAUCCGGUCAACCUGGCUGGAUGGCAAAUUUUGUUCCUGGCCACGGGGCUUGUUACCUCUGCCGUGGGCAUCAUUUUCUUCUUCACGGUCCCGGAUAACCAGCUGAAUGCGAAGUGGCUGAAGAAGGAAGAUAGGAUUCUGGCUCUGGAGAGGAUUCGAAUCAAUCAGCAGGGGGUCGGGAACAAGCAUUGGAAAUUCUAUCAGUUCAAGGAGGCGCUGACGGAUCCUAUGGUCUGGGCUAUUGUCAUGUAUGCUCUGAUUGCGGAUAUUCCGAACGGUAUGUAUUAUCUCAUCUUGGAAGGGCAAGGCUUGGAGACUAAUAGAUUCCACAGGAGGCAUCACCAACUUCUUCUCCCAACUCAUCACCUCCUUCGGCUACACCCCGCGACAAUCCCUCCUCUACGGAACACCCGGCGGCGCCGUCGAAGUCGUCACUCUCCUCCUCUGUGGCUACUUUGGCGACAAACUCCACAACAGGAUCCUCGUCUCCACAUCCGGUCUCGUGCUCGCUAUCAUAGGAGUCGCUCUGAUCGUCGGCUUGCCCCUGGAUAACAACAGCGGAAGAUUAGGCGGCUACUACCUCACCCAAGCCUCCCCGACACCUUUCGUCUGCUUCCUCUCCCUCAUCUCCACCAACGUGGCAGGCUAUACCAAAAAGACGACCGUCGCGGCCAUGUAUCUCAUCGCCUACUGCAUCGGUAACAUCAUGUACGUUGUUGCCGCCCCCCCCCUCCCCCCAGCCUCACUCACUACCCUUGCUGACAAGAGCACAAUCCCAGCGGUCCCCAAACUUUCCGCCCCAAAGAUGCCCCCCGCUACGUCCCGGCGGAAAUCACUAUCCUCGUCUGCUGGUGCGUCUGCCUCGGCAUCAUGGUCUUUGUGUACUUGUGGUGUCGGCUGCAGAAUUCGAAAAAGGCACAAGUCCGGAAUCAGCCGGGUUAUGUCAAGUUGGAGAAUCAGGAAUGGCUGGAUUUGACGGACGGGGAGAAUCCGGAAUUCGUGUAUACGCUUUGA